Messenger RNA from Corylus avellana, 1179 nucleotides. RefSeq names its product DNA-binding storekeeper. NCBI's taxonomy places the organism in Eukaryota, Viridiplantae, Streptophyta, Magnoliopsida, Fagales, Betulaceae. Gene Ontology annotation, cellular component: membrane. The record is from RefSeq and is a predicted model, not a curated record.
AGAGUAACUACCACAGUGAAGUGGUUGCCUCUCGCAACGUCAAAAUCCCACCUUUGAUAUCUAAAAAUUUUCCACUCCAAACCCAACCAUCCCUUUCCAAAUAUCUUCGAAAGAAACCCUAAAUUUUCGUUCCUUUUCAUUGAAAAUACAAUUUCAGAGCCCAUUUCCAAGGAAUUCACUUUCCCGUAAUUCCAAUUCCGUCCAAAGUGGUUCUCGAUGGAAACCCUAGCGCUCCCUCUAUUCUUCUCCAGUUUCGUUACGAUCUACCUCAUCGCCUACUUCGUCGUCUUCCGGAACUGGAACACCAAGUUCCGACCCGAAGCCGCCAGCUGCUCAAUCUCACUCGCCCACGGCACGCCCGCGGUUCUCUUAGCCACACACUCCAUACUCGCCGAUUCAACCCGCGGAUUCGCCUCGCCCAACACAAAAGCCGAGAACAUAGUCCUCGACUUCAGCAUUUCCUACUUCUUAACCGACCUCCUCCACUACAUCGUCUUCUACCCGCGCGACCUCCUCUUCAUCGCCCACCACUUGGCCACGAUCUUCGUCUUCGUCACGUGCCGGUACGUUGCUUUCCACGGCGCGUGCGCGGUACUCGCUCUCCUCAUCCUCGCUGAGGUCACCAGCGCGUGCCAAAACGCGUGGACACUCGCCGGUUCUCGUAGGCACGACGUCGUAUCCGCCGCUAAGCUGUACGGUCUUCUGUCCCCACCCUUUUACACGUUUUAUUCGAUCGUUCGGGGCUUAGUGGGGCCCUACUUGGUGUACGAGAUGUUUGUGUUCUACGCGAGUGGGGCUGCAAAGGGUUUGAUCGCAACGUGGGUCUGGGUUUCCUGGAUGGUGGUUGUUGUUGCGGCGAUUUCUGUCAGUAUAUUGUGGAUUUCGAAUCUUUGGGUGGAAUUGUAUAGAGAAAGAGUGGGCAAAUCGGAAAAGAAAAUUAAAUAGACUGAAUUGGAUUGGAAGAAAGAAUUUUCUGAUUAGAAGAACUGAGUUUGGCUAUAUAUAUAUGUAUGAGUCUAAAUGUAGCUUCUUCUUCUUCUUUUUUUUUUUUUUUUUCUUUAUUCAAGGCUUUUAUUUUUGGAUUAUUCGUUGAUAUUGAGAUUAACAAGAACCAACCAAUUGGCAUUCAAAGUGUCAAUCUCAAGUGUAUGAUGCAUUAUGUAUAAAAUAUAACUCAGC